This is a messenger RNA of Anopheles merus, 1008 nucleotides long. RefSeq lists its product as uncharacterized. NCBI's taxonomy places the organism in Eukaryota, Metazoa, Arthropoda, Insecta, Diptera, Culicidae. The transcript has a single exon. The record is from RefSeq and is a predicted model, not a curated record. Bases 1 to 1008 code for a protein of 335 amino acids.
AUGGUCGCAUCAAACUUCACUCGCAUCCGUUCGACAACUCGCUCGACGAUGGCCAAAGCAACGGCGGUGCGCGUUUCGACGGGGAAAAAGUUCAGCCAGCUGCUGAUUAUAACACCGGCGGUAGCGAUCGAUAGCAACGAGCACGACGACUAUCAUGGACCGUUCAACUCGUCCUCGCUCGACAGUGGUUGUGGCGGGAGCAGCGAAGGGAGUCUGUCGGACGAUUUGCUCGAGGAGGACGAACAGCGUCGCCAGCGUCGAAGACAGCAGGGAGCCGGUGAUCGCAGGAAUAAUAACGAUACCAUGCAUCAACUACCCCCUUUGCUAGGUGGUGGUGGAGAACGACGCGAUGGAAGGGGAGCCACGUCGUCGCAGGGCUCCUGGCGUUGGUGUGGUUUGAUCUGCUCGGCUGUAAAAUGCUUCCGGGCAGCAGCUGCCACCACGGGCAGCCGGCGAUCACAGCAAGGCCGCCCAUCGCCAAGGCAACCGCUCGCUGGAACGGCUGUUCGCUACACGACGACUUCGGAAGGUGUGUGGGGCCAAGGUGGUGGUGGUGGUGGUAGUGGUAGCACUGGCCGUCGAGAGGGAACGACCCGGUUCAGCAACAACCAUGUGUACGAGUACACCAUCAAGAGCUAUCAUCAUCCGCAGCGCGGCGAGCGUCGAUCGAAUGGCGGAGGGUUAGCUGCAGUUGCGCUUCCAGGUACCGGAGGUGCUGGCAGUCGUUCUGCCUCGAUAUCGUCCGACACGUCCGCGCUGUCGAUGCUGGCCGAAACGGGCACACUGGCCGACCAUGACCAUAUCAACAACAACCACAACAACAGUGCAGGACACCACAACGGAAACAGUCUAGCAAACUCAUCCAUCGGUACGAUCGCUUCGGGGGUAGGUACGACAUCGAUCGUUGUCACCACCACCACCUCCUCCUCGGGAGCUUCCUCGCCAACCAUCGAAACAUCGACGAUCGGACGGGUGAGCGAACGGAACAAUAUCAUGUACAAGUUGUGA